GAGUUACUGAGAAUUGUAAGGGCAUAUCUUCCAAUUUGCCGGCUGCGACAGCUGCCAAGAAUGCUCAUUAUAGCCUUCUGCCUCGCUCGCUUUUGACCAUGGCUGACGACCUUGGGCAUCGAAAUAUGCUCGAGGGGUGCAGCGUUCAUGUGUGGCAGCGAGUGGAUGGCGAUGUCAGCACAACGCAGGCCAUCAACGCCAAACUGCGUGCGCUCGGCGCGAAAACGUUGCCUCGUCUCACCAAGGAUGUGACACACGUAAUCUUCCAGCGGAAGUUGCAGUCAACGGCUCAAGAGCGCAAUGCCGAGGACGGCGACCUGCGAACUAUUUACAGCAAGGUUGGCAAGUAUGAGCCUCGAGUGUUCGUCGUCUCACCCCUGUGGCUGCACCACUGCGAGGAUACGGGCACGCGCGCAAAGGAGAUCAAGUACCUGGAGCGCAAACCAGCGGACCCCAUCUUCCUCAUCGCCAGUCCCAACAAAACCGCUUCCGCUGGCGCCAAGCGGAAGCGCAAGUCCCUGGCGCGGCCCCGUGAGCUGGUGGAGACGGCGGACGUGCACGACGCCCUGUUCAGCAGCAGCCAGCAAAUCCGCGACCUAAGCGCGGACGAGCCCGCGGCGCCACUGUACAUCCGGCCCAUGUUUGACGGGCCAUUUGCCGGCAGCGCCGGGGGUGCGGCGGAGGGACGGGGCGGCGGGGCAGGCGAAGGGGCUGGGCGGGGCGCCAGCGGCCUGAGCAAGCCGGCAGCAAAAGGCGCCGCGCAGGCAGGCGCAGCCACUUUGGAGCGCAACUGUGCCGCUGCGCUGUCGGAUGUCGAGGAAGAGGAUGAAGAAGACUGCCCGCGCCCGGCCAAGGCGCCCUCACUGGCGUCGAUCCUUGGUGCAGCCAAGCAGAGGGCUCUCCCGGGCGCAGCACCAGCAGGUCCUGUGCUGCCGCUUGCAGUCAAGGCCGCGACCAAGGCCGCCGGCGCCGGAGGGCGGCCCGGGUCCAUGGCGCCACCACGGCCGCCAGGACCAGCGUCCACGGUUGCGGGCAAGGGCCUGCGGCAGGGCACGCUGAACUUCUCCUUCGUGCCCAAGGCAAGCCAGCCGCAACAGCAGCAGCAGCAGCAGCAGCCGGCGCAGCAGGGGGCCAAGGAGGUGCCGCCGUCAGGGCCGCUCAAGGUGCAGGGCAUAGCGGGGCACGGCGACUGGCCUCAGGCCCACCAGCGUCAGGCUGGUGGCUCCGUCACAGCAGCGGCGAGACCCGGCAACAUACCAGUGCUGCGUGCUGGCGCACAGCCACACUCGGUUUCCGGUGUUGCGCCAGGUUCGUCCCUGGCGAAUACAAGUGUAGCACCGGCGGCAACGUUGGUCCUUAAGCCAGCAGUUUACAACAAGCAGCAGGAUGCUUCGGGCAAUGCCCAGGAACGGCCAUUGCCGAUUCCACACCAGCAGGAGCAGCAGCGGGAGCAACAACAGCAAGUGCAUCAAUUUGAGCCAGGCAGAACUGCGGACGCCUAUGCGGCUACUCGGGACUCAGGCGCCGUGACUGAAGCGCUCAAGCCGGCAGCUCCAGAGGUGGCGGCAGCCAGCGCCAGGAAGAGGCCGCACCAACACACGCCUCUGUCGCCCGAACUGAUGCCACGGUCUCGGCGGCAAUCCGCAACCGCGGCAGCAGCGUCAACGGCCGCGCCGGUGGGUGGCGAGGACCCCGCUGCAGCCUCUGCUGCGCGCUACAGUCCGCUGCCCUGCGCAGUCGUUCCCCGGGGGGCACCCUCCGCAGCCGCAGUGGCUUCAGCAGAGGAAGUCGCCUCAACGGCCGCGCGGCUUGGGCAAGCGGCCGUGCCCAUCGCGGCCAACGGCGGGGCGGCAACCGGCACAACCGCAGCGGUGGCGGCGCCUGGGCCGCUGCCGCCGCGGGCUAAGAGUGUGGGCCGCCGGUCCACAGUGGCGCAGGACGCGGCAGCCAUGCCUGGUCCCAGCUCCUCGUUGCCUGCGGCAGGGGUGGCAGCACCGGCAGGCAGCACAGGGCCCGCCGCUCUGACCUCGGCGGUCGCUGCGGCACUGGCGGCGGUGCCAGGCGGGCGCCCGGGCUCUGCGGGCCGCCGCGUGGCGCGUGCGUCGUGCGCCGGCACGCCGCUUGGGGGCUCGGUGGCAUUAGCCAUGCAGAGCGCAGGGAAGCUCGGGCGGCCAGGUAUGCGCACGCCGCUUGGGGGCACGCCGGGUCCCUUUGGCUUCACGCCGCUCGGGACCAUGACGGUGCCGCGCCUCAAGUCUCAAAGCAGUGGCGGGUACGGCUCCUCACAAUCCGCAAGCGCCACCCCAGAGCUAACGCAUGGCUUGCCUGCGGCACCUGCGGGCGCCGCGCCCGACGCAACCGCUCGCGAGGCUGCUGCCGCGAGCGCAGUGCGUGAAGGCGCUGAGGGCACAGCAGUCCAGCAGCCGCAGGAGCAGCAGCAACGGGAGGCGGCUGUAGCCCUCACCGUUCAACCUCCGCUGACGACAGGGACCCGGCGCACGACGCGUCGGUCUGGCCUACCACCGACGCCGCCCAUGUCCUCACACCGCAAUCCCCUCACGCCGCCGCCUCUAACGCUGGUGCCGGUGACCCUUGGCGGCGGCGCUGGGGCCUUGGAAGCAGCGGGAGCCGGAGGCGUCACACCCACACUUGUCCGCGGUGGCCGCAAGGCCUCCGCUGAAAGCGCAGCACCACCACCACCACCACCACCACCACCACCACCACCACCAGCAGUCGAUGGCGGCGGCCAGGCAGGGCCUAGUGCUGCACUGCCGCCGCCGCCUCACACACGAGCUACGCCCAAACGCGGCGCGCUUGUGCUGGAGCGGUCACCAGCGGCGCAGGAGGCCGGGGCAGCGAUGGCCGCGGCCAAUACGGAAGGCGCCGAGGCGUGUGUAGACACUGAGGCGGAGCUGGCGGCCGCACGCACAGGGCGGCGCAGUGCGCGGAAGGCUGCUGCACCGCUGCUCCUGUCUCCGGUCGCCGCCCCAGGCCCUCGAGCCCCAGCGGCAGCAGGUGGUGACUUCGCUAUGGCUAGAGCGGCUCUUCCUGACGAGGCCCUGCCACAGCCGCUGCUGCUGCCGCCUGCGGAAGGCCCGGGGUCCGUUGUGAGGCGGUCACACCGUCUUGUAAGUGCGUCGCCACUGCCGCCUCGCCCACCGAGCAGCGCGCUCAAGGCCAGCGCGGCGGCACCACCUACUACUGUUGCGGCCGGACCAGGCGCUUCGCUGGCCUUUGCCUUCUUCACAGCUCACCAGCAACCGCAACGUACUGCCGGCGGCGUGUUUCCAGCUCUGCAGGCCGAGGCUGACAGCGCGGCCGAGCAGCCGGGCCCUAGCCUGCAAGCUCAACAGCAAUCGGCUGGCCCCCAGCGGGUGCCGCCUGCAGGCGACGGGCGCACCCCUGGCGCGUCUCAGAAGCGGCGCCGGCCGGCGGAGGCGGGCAAUGACGUCGAUGAGCAGGACGCCGAUCCGGGCACCAGCCACAAGGCUGCUGCAGUGGUGCCGUCUCCCGCUCCUCGGACACGCGCCCAGUCGCGUGCAGCCGCUGGCGCCAGCCCUGCAUCCUCGCUUGCACCCUCACUCGCACCGCCGCAACAGCCAGGCACGGUGCCGCUAGCCACUGCUCCUGCCCUUGCUCCCGCUCCUGGACCGCAGCCGGGCUCGCCGGCUUCGCCGCCGCGGGGCGCGGUGCGUCCCGCCGCCAGCCACAUCUCCGGCACGCCGCUGACCAGCCCCAAGUAUUACACCCGCAUGCAGCGCAAGCGCUUCUGCCGCCUGGGUGUGGACCUGGAGCGCCUGCCGCCCGGCCAGCCCUUCACGCUGCAGCCCGACGGCACCGUCACGGUGGAGGCCGAGGCAGCGGUAGAGGCAGCGGGUGCGGGUGUGGGUGCGGGUGCUGACACUGCCGGCAGGGCAGCGGCAGCUGGGCCGGCGGAGGGAGGUGUCGGGAUCGUGGUGGUAGCGCCUGGAGCGGCGGUGGCGGAAGCAGGAGCGGCGGGUGCCGCGCUCGGCACCAGCCGCCAGGGCGUGGCGGCGCCAAGCCCUGGCCCGCCCGCGAGCGCCACACGCUCGCGGCGGCGGGCACUGGACUGGGAGCUGGCGCGUGCGGAAGCAGGGGAGGAGGCUGCGGCGGCCCCGGCGGCGGCGGGUGCUGGCGGCUCUGCAUCAGCGGCCGGUGCCGCUGCGGCUGUUCGCAUGCCGAUGCCCAUGCCCAUGCCAAUGCCGCUCCAAGCCAGCGUGGCUGCUGCGGACUGCGCCACGGUGUGUCGUGCAACCGGUGCCCAGGCACCAGUGCCGCUGCACGCGGUGCGAGAGGAGGCGGAGGGCGAGGGCGAGGACGCCUGCGCAGCUCUCUCAGAGGAGGAGGAGGAGGAGGGCGGCGCCGCGCACGAAGGGCCGGAGCAGCAAGGCGGGGACGGCGGACUGCGGCCGACGCGGCUCCGCCACGCUGGGUCGACGCCGGGGCCGGCGGUCGCAGCAGCAGGAGCCUCGAGGCGGGCGCGGCGGACGCCUACAGGGGGCGCCCGGGGCGCAAGCAGCAGUGCCCAGAAGGGCUCUGGAGGCGUGGAGGCCGAGCCCAUGGGCGAAACCACCGCUGCAGGUGCUGCUGCAGUGUCGUCGUCAGCAGUAGCAGCAGCAGCAGCGCCGCCGACGCAGCGAGGGCGGCUGAGCUUGCGCAAGGCCGCAGCGCCAACAGCGGGGCCGGGUCCCAACAGCUCCAAAGCCGUGCCUGUCGCUAGCACGGAGACGGGCGCGGCGGAGCUGACGGCGUCGGUCGUCACAGCCACUGGCAUGCCCGCGCCUAGCGUGGCAGCAGCCAGAAGUACGCCGGCGGGCAGGCCACCCGCGUCCAAGCCCGCAACCGGGCGUAAGCGGCCUGCGGCAGCCGCAGUCGCCGGUGAGGACCAGGCGCCAGCAUCGCCCACCGCGGCGGCGGCGGCCACGGCCGCCAAGCGGCGGCGCACCAUGCCCGCUCCCGCCUCGACGGCGCCGCUGCUGCCGCCUGCCGGCGCCGCGGGUGCGGCCAAGGUGGCGCCCGCCACGACCGUGAAGACGGCCCGUGGGGCUGCUGGAGCCGCCAGGUCCGACACGCCCACUCCUGCGACCACCGGCUUGGAAGCCCCCGCUGCCGCCGCCGCUGCCGCCGCCGCUGCAAAGGGCGCCGCAAAGCCAGCUGUCGGGAAUGCCGCCGGCUCUACUGCAGCGGGCGUGAAGCGCCCCCGGGCCUCGGCCACCAAGGCCGGCAACGCCACCGCCACCAAGGCGGGCAAGGUCACCGCCCUCGCCACCGGGGCACUGCUGGGCUCCGCGGCCUUCAACUCCGCGAUCUUCAUGGACGGCAUCGCCUCAGCCUUUCCCAGCGCGUCAACCGCGAGCGCAGGGGCGCCUGCAGGGCAGGCCGCUGCCGCUGCGGGGGCUGGGGCCGCCGGUGCACCGGCGCUGGGGCAGUACCCUCGCGGCAAGGACCACCCCAUGCGGGCGGGUGUGCGCUACCUUGCCCACACAUCCGUGGAGCCAGCCGUGGCCGCGGCCGUGAGCGCGGCGGUGCGGCAGCUGGGCGGCGCCAGGCUCUGCACGCCCGGCUACGAGGACGGCCACGUCACGCACCUGGUGGUGGGCGUGCCGGACCGCCGCACCGUCAAGGUGCUGCUGGGGGUGGCCAACGGCGCCGUGUUCGUGUCGCCGGCCUGGGUGACGCAGUCGCUGGCGGCGGGGCGCUGGCUGCCAGAGCGGGACUUCCGCGUGCCGGGACCCUUCGCGGCCACCGCGGACGCCGUGCGGGUGCAGCUGCAGCUGCGCGCCCAGCAAGAGCAGCAGGAUGCGGCGCCCGCCGCUGCAGCCGCUGCCGGCGCGAGCGCCCCGCGCUCGCCCCGCGCGGGCGUGACCGCCAAGCCGCUGGGCGGGCGGCUGGUGGCGGUGCACAACGCGCAGUGCAAUGGGCCGCGGCUGGCGGAGGCGCAGGCGCGGAAGGCAGACGUGGAGAAGCUGGUGGUGGCGCUCGGCGGCCGCGUGGUGCCGGUCCGCUCAGCCACCUUAUUGAUCAUGGUGGGGGGCGGCGGCGAGGUGCAUCAAGGCGGGCGCGGCGGCGGCGCCGCCGCCGUGGGGGCUGGAGCCGCCGCGGUGGAGCGGCGGCCACGGCUGGGCGGCAUGAGCGGGCCGUCGUCGAUGGUGAUGGCGAGCGAGGAGUGGCUGAUGCGGAUAGCGGAGACGCAUGUGUGGCAGGAGCCGGCGCAGGCACACUAGCUGGCAGCGCAGGUGGCGCGCAGGUAGUACCUAUGCGCUACCACUUGAUGCAUGCGUGUUUACUGAGAGGAGUCAUGCCGCAUGAACGGGUUUGCUUGAGUGGCCCUAUUACGCGAGUUGUUGUGCGCGGCAGUGGAUGGGAUACGUAUGCCAGUCCGAAUUCAUUGCCCAGUGUGGAGCUGCAAUCGGGCAGGGGUCCAGUAGUUGUUUGAGGCCGCUUAUAAGGUCUGAUGACGCUGCCCAAGCUGCAUUCAUCUAGCGCGAGGGCCUCGUGAGAACGGCUGUAGCGGCGUUUCGGAGACCGAGGAGUUGACAUGCUUUCGUGCUGUGUUUCAAAGCAUACAAGCUGCCUGUGUUGUCCUGCUGGCGGCGUGUGGCGGCGGGUGCUCCAGAGAGACCGGGCCAGCAGACAGCGCGCGAGUUUGUCCGUGCACAUGUGCGUGCGCCCUUGCCUGGCGUACAGCUGACACAUGGCCGCAGUACACUUCAGCAGUUGGCACAGCGAGUGUAUGUCAGAUGAGCCCUGGCGUAGGGAUGUGGACGUGCGUGUGCUGCGUCACGUCUGAGCACACUGAAAGUUGCAGUUCAUGGAAAGACGCGCAGGCUUCCCUCAUUUACAUGGCAGGCCUU
Messenger RNA from Chlamydomonas reinhardtii, 6875 nucleotides. RefSeq lists its product as uncharacterized. NCBI's taxonomy places the organism in Eukaryota, Viridiplantae, Chlorophyta, Chlorophyceae, Chlamydomonadales, Chlamydomonadaceae. Gene Ontology annotation, biological process: mitotic cell cycle. The record is from RefSeq and is a predicted model, not a curated record. Bases 126 to 6245 code for a protein of 2039 amino acids. The transcript has 8 exons.